UUUAACUUUGUGUCGGGCCUGAGAAUUAGGGUUUAUGGGUAAGGGCAAAGCGAGGCGGAGGCGGCAGCACAACUAUGAGGCGGCGCACAGGACAGGUCUGGAGCUUGCGCCUCCGCCAGUGAUGAAGGAUGUGGACGCGAUUCCCAGUAAGCUUCGCGCGAUCAUGAAAAUCAUGGAUCCUCGCGGGGGCAAGCAGCCAAUAUCAGCUGGCAAAGUUGAGAAUGCAACAGCAGUGAAGAAAGAUGCGGUAGGGGCUCCUUCCACCGAUCAAACUCCGGCUGAUGCAAGUAAGCCCGGAUCCAAAAAGAGGAGGCGAAACAACACCGGCUUGGACGAGUUUGCCGAGAAGCUGAAAGCCGAGAACGAUGGAGGCAAGAGUCGGGAGCGACGCAAGAAGUUUCUCAAGGAGAGGAAGGAAAAGAAGAAGCAAAAGCAGCUGGAUGCCAUAGACCACAGCCUCCAGCAACUGUACAAGCACGAACAAGUCACGUUUGGAGAGGUUGCUCAAGCUCCCCCAAAGCUACCUCGGCUGCGCAAGAAGGAUGAAGAUGCCGCUGGGCCAUCGCUGGUCUCGCAGGAGCGCCGGAGGCUCCAAGCGGUGGAGGCGUAUAGAAUGAAGAGGGACUGGCAGUCGAGGCCUGGCUCACGACUUGACUCGAAUCUGAGCUAAGUUUUUUUCCUCUUUUCCUUCCUUUUCUAGAGAAUCCCAGGAACUUCGAGCCAGCGCUCUCUCUGUCAACACAAGCGAGCUAGGCAGGCAAAAAAUGCCAAGCCAAGCAGAAGGGAAAAAGAGAAGGAAAAAAAAAGUGAGGCUCCACUUACGCGUGGUCGAGCUGAUGUCCUUCACGCUGUCCUCUACGUACGAUGGGGGUGGAAUCUUUUGCGGAAAUUUUCGAAAGCGGACACUUAUUGUCCUGGUGCUGAGAGGAUGGACGAUGAUUUGGAUGGCUUACGUAAGGUCGGCAAGCAUUCGCAUGACAAUAGCGAAAGGGAAAGCAAAGCAUGCUAGAAACUACCCGAGUUUGUUUAGAAAUGGAUGUGUCAAAAGCAAUGCUAGAUAUGCUCCAAUUUCCAGCAUUUUCCAGUA
This is a messenger RNA of Selaginella moellendorffii, 1087 nucleotides long. RefSeq lists its product as uncharacterized. The record is from RefSeq and is a predicted model, not a curated record. The transcript has 5 exons. NCBI's taxonomy places the organism in Eukaryota, Viridiplantae, Streptophyta, Lycopodiopsida, Selaginellales, Selaginellaceae. The coding region runs from base 35 to 670 and encodes 211 amino acids.